This is a messenger RNA of Oikopleura dioica, 543 nucleotides long. Lineage: Eukaryota; Metazoa; Chordata; Appendicularia; Copelata; Oikopleuridae. The record is from the annotation of a GenBank genome assembly.
AUGACCGAAGCCAAGAAGGACAAGAAUGCCAACCCCAUGCGGGAUAUGGUCAUCGACAAGCUCUGCUUGAACAUCUGUGUCGGUGAGUCUGGUGAUAGACUUACUCGAGCUGCCAAGGUCUUGGAACAGCUUACUGGCCAGACCCCUGUCUUCUCCAAGGCCCGAUACACCGUCCGAACCUUCGGUAUCCGACGUAACGAAAAGAUCUCGUGCCACUGCACCGUCCGAGGCUCCAAGGCCGAAGAGAUCCUUGACAAGGGACUCAAGGUCAAGGAAUACGAACUCAAGAUGGGCAACUUCUCCACCACUGGUGCCUUCGGCUUCGGUGUCCAGGAACACAUCGAUCUUGGAAUCAAAUACGAUCCCGGCAUCGGUAUCUACGGUAUGGACUUCUACGUCGUCAUGAAGCGAGCCGGCUACGGUAUCUCCAAGCGACGACGAUGCAAGGCCAAGAUCGGCAAGCAGCACCGACUCACCGCCAAGGACUCCAUGGUCUGGUUCCAGAAGAAGUACGACGGUAUCAUCCUCCCCGGCAAGAAAUAA